AUGUCGGGCGAUUAUGUCCUUGAGCGGGACUCUUUCGAAACCAGCCGUCUCAACCUUCAACAUUACUAUGUGAACGAAGUGUUUGGUUACCUUCUCCACCCUUCGAUCCCCACAGGCAACCCCAAUCUCAGGAUUGCAGAUGUUGCAUCAGGCAGUGGUAUCUGGCUCUCGAGCCUUUCGCGCCGGCUUCCUCCGAACGUGACCCUUGACGGACUGGAUAUAUCAUUUGAUAACGCUCCCCCGAAAGAAUUUCUACCAAAAAAUAUGACUCUUCGGUAUUGGGACAUUUUUUCCGAGGUCCCUGAAGAACUGGUUGGGGUCUAUGACAUUGUCCAUAUUUCGCUUGUCGGGUUCGUCCUCAGAAGUAAUGACAUAGAUCAUGUAAUGGGUAACUUUAUGAGGCUUCUCAAGCCCGGUGGUUACCUCCAGUGGUCCGAACAUGAUCUCUUAUCCUGCCGGUUCAAGAAGUCUCACCCGGAUAACAAGACAGAAGCCCUCGAGGAGCUUUACAGGCUGAGCAUCAUUCACCCAGUUGAUGCUCGUUUCAAGCCGACCUGGGUUUCAAAUCUCCCGGAGAUUUUCCGUCAACAUGGCUUGGCCGCCGUCGAGUCUGAUGUUAAAGAUACACCGCCCGACCUUAUCAUGCCUCUUCACAUGUGUGGCUUGUUGGUCCAGGAAAGAGUAGUCCUCAAGCUGAAGGGCUUUGAGUGGAUAGAAAAGAUCAGGGAUUUACUUCCAGAGGUUCAUCGCGAAACUAAAGCUGGAUCAGCCUGGGAUCUUCCUCGAAUUUGUGUGGUCGGAAAGAAGCCGUUGGAAUGA
Molecule: messenger RNA, 819 nt
Organism: Aspergillus affinis
Lineage: Eukaryota; Fungi; Ascomycota; Eurotiomycetes; Eurotiales; Aspergillaceae
Product: class I SAM-dependent methyltransferase
Exons: 4
Coding region: 1-819 (272 amino acids)
Source: RefSeq, a predicted model, not a curated record